This is a messenger RNA of Galendromus occidentalis (western predatory mite), 1005 nucleotides long. RefSeq lists its product as uncharacterized. The coding region runs from base 274 to 1005 and encodes 243 amino acids. The record is from RefSeq and is a predicted model, not a curated record. The transcript is spliced from 5 exons. NCBI's taxonomy places the organism in Eukaryota, Metazoa, Arthropoda, Arachnida, Mesostigmata, Phytoseiidae.
ACCACCGAGAGAUGGCUAUGCUCAGGAGCUAUUAAAACAGCGUUUCCGAACGCUUUGUGCUACGUUUUACGCUCCUCUACUUAGCAAAUACAGGCUUUGGCACAACUCCCAACCCUCUCGGAGUCUGUAUUUUUGUGAAAACCCUAGGAUUUCCAAUUCCGUAACCCAGUUUCCCAGGCAAACAAACCUCUGCUGUCAUCAGUGCCAAGCGAUGAGAACCAGGUUACCAUGAGUCGCGCAAUUCGCUCGCUCUGAAGUGUUCAAGCGUUCACAAUGAGUGCCGAAACUCGUUACAUACAGUUCAACGCCCAAAUGCCAGUUUUGAAUGAAGGACCAGUAUGCCCGGAUUUCACCGACGCUUUCGGGCGACAAAUCGCUGGUUUCAAAUGUCCCGUCAUGAGCGGUGCGCGCGUAUUCUGUUGCGGUCAGAGCACUCAACCUCUCUGCUGCAAGGAGUUUAUUGGGAAGACGCCCGAUCACCUUAAGAACACGGACGCCGAGGCGCUCCUUCUCCUAAUCGGAGGCGUGGUGUCUUGCGUAUUAUUCCUCACCACGAUAAUCGUCGCGUCCUGCGUCAUCUGCAAACGUCGAAAUCAUACGCGUCACAAACGCGCCCGUUCUCAUGGAGGAAAUGUCAUCAACUUAGAAGACCUUUCGGACGAGGAUCUUCAUACUCGGUUAGAGCGGCCACCGACAUAUUCGAGAAGUACCGCAAUGACGGUUGCCGCCGAUAUGUACUGUCCGGACCAGUCAGGCAGCGACUCUAUAACCAUCGAACCCGCGCCUUCGUACGCUGCCGCCAUGGCACGAGAGAUGGGGGAACCUCCUCCGAUCCUGCAUCAAGGUCAUGUCGGGCCGUCUAAUGUGAAUUUCAACGGAAUGUACGUGGAACCACCGCCACCAUACCAAGAAUACCCGGAACCAAACUCGAGAAUAAUCGUCUGCCGUCACGGCGGGACGUUGGAAAGCCACAAUACAGAUCUCACCGUCAGAUUUCAAUACUAG